Messenger RNA from Prunus avium (sweet cherry), 1274 nucleotides. It is a transcript of the gene XTH9, whose product is annotated as xyloglucan endotransglucosylase/hydrolase 9. Gene Ontology annotation, cellular component: apoplast; cell wall. Gene Ontology annotation, molecular function: xyloglucan:xyloglucosyl transferase activity; hydrolase activity, hydrolyzing O-glycosyl compounds. Gene Ontology annotation, biological process: cell wall biogenesis; xyloglucan metabolic process. NCBI's taxonomy places the organism in Eukaryota, Viridiplantae, Streptophyta, Magnoliopsida, Rosales, Rosaceae. The record is from RefSeq and is a predicted model, not a curated record.
ACGUGGACAGUGAAAUUGGUGAAGGGGCUUGUGAGAGAAGCCAAUUCAAACAGGCUAUAAAAGGCAGUGUUUUUCGUGUUUCUCUCCAGACUCGGGACUGAGCAUUUCAGAGUUGAAGAAGAAAGCUUCAUUCUCUCUCUCUCUCUCUCUCUCUAAUAUCUUCUUUUUCCAUGGCAAUUCCAGCUUUUAAAAUUAUGUCUCUGUUUCUGAGUGUGUUUGUGGGUUUUGCAUCGGUGGGUCUGGUUAGCUCAGCUAAGUUUGAUGAGCUUUUCCAGCCAACCUGGGCUUUCGAUCAUUUCACCCAUGAAGGAGAGCUUCUUCACAUGAAACUUGACAACUUUUCUGGAGCUGGGUUUCAAUCCAAGAACAAGUAUUUGUUUGGCAAAGUGAGCCUUCAGAUUAAGCUUGUAGAGGGUGACUCUGCUGGAACAGUUACUGCUUUCUAUAUGUCAUCGGACGGCCCAUCUCACAAUGAGUUUGACUUUGAGUUCCUGGGCAACACCACCGGCGAACCUUACUCAGUGCAGACCAACAUCUAUGUGAAUGGUGUCGGCAACAGGGAGCAAAGAUUGAACCUUUGGUUCGACCCCACCACGGAGUUUCACUCCUACUCAAUCUUCUGGAACCAGCGCCAAGUAGUGUUCCUAGUGGAUGAGACACCAAUUAGAGUCCACACCAACAUGGAAAACAAAGGGGUGCCCUUCCCCAAGGAUCAAGCCAUGGGGGUGUACAGUUCAAUAUGGAAUGCAGAUGACUGGGCCACACAAGGUGGUAGGGUCAAGACAGAUUGGUCCCAUGCACCCUUCAUUGCAAGCUACAAGGGCUUUGAAAUCAAUGCCUGUGAGUGCCCAGUUUCUCUUGCAGCAGCAGAUAGCGCAAAGAAGUGCAGCAGCAGUGGAGAUCAGAAGUAUUGGUGGGAUGAGCCUACAUUGUCAACUCUCAAUCUGCACCAGAACCACCAGCUCGUGUGGGUUAAGGCUCACCACAUGUUCUAUGACUACUGCACUGAUUCUGCUAGGUUUCCAGUGACACCUCUUGAGUGUGUUCAUCACCGCCACUAGGGUUCAUGGCCUUGGAAGAUUGAAGGAGGAGAAAAAAACAACACUUUGUAUAAAAAGAAAGGGCAGAAAAAGGAGGGGGGUGAAAAAGCUAUAAACAUGUGCUCCAUGUUUUUUUUUUUCUUUUGUUCGUUUCUUUUGUUCUCUUUGGUCUUCAGGUUGUAUGAUAGGCGUGGUAAUUUCAAUGUGAAAUAUGAAUUUUCUCUUUUCCUUAAA